This is a messenger RNA of Amorphotheca resinae ATCC 22711, 11682 nucleotides long. RefSeq lists its product as hypothetical. Gene Ontology annotation, molecular function: transcription coregulator activity; protein binding. Gene Ontology annotation, biological process: DNA repair; regulation of DNA-templated transcription. Bases 1 to 11682 code for a protein of 3893 amino acids. Gene Ontology annotation, cellular component: SAGA complex; nucleus; NuA4 histone acetyltransferase complex. The record is from RefSeq and is a predicted model, not a curated record. Lineage: Eukaryota; Fungi; Ascomycota; Leotiomycetes; Helotiales; Amorphothecaceae. The transcript is spliced from 4 exons.
AUGUCGACAAAUAAUAUUGAAAUUCUGGCGCAGCGCUUGAGCUCUGCAGAUUCAGAUGUCAAAGCUAAGGUAGAGGCGGCGACGCAGCUGCGCGACAAUUUAGAGCACUACAUAUCGGGCCCCAGAUACCCAGCCUUCUUGGAGAAGCUUGUCCCGGUGCUCAUCAACUGCUUGAAUGGCCCACCUGUGUUUAUUAGCACAUCUGCGGACCAGAAACUGCGAUAUUGUGUCCUCGAAAUACUCCACCGUCUACCUACGAGCCCCCCGGAGCCAUUCGAGCCAUAUGCUGGGCAAGUUGUCGAUCUGCUGAUAAAGUUGGUCAGUGUUGAUAACGAGGAAAAUGCGUCGCUAUGCGUUAAGACGAUUAUGGAUAUCAUGCGGCACCAGACCAAGGUCUGCCAGGACAAGGUCCAGCCCUUCCUCACCCUCAUACAGCAGUUGUUCGAUGGGAUGGAAGCAGUGGUACGAGAACAACUGGACAACCCCGAACCGGGAUCCCAUGGCCCUCCAGCAUCAACUCCCGGCAGUUCACAGACGUACCAAAACUCUCCCCGGCCUGGUUCACCUGUUGCUUCCGUCUCGGACCUUGGUGCAGAUCCACAGCAGCAAACAAGGCCUCUCUUGAAGGGGAUGGCAUCGUUCAAGGUCCUGGCCGAAUGUCCGAUCAUCGUGGUAUCUAUAUUCCAGGUCUACCGGGCGUCUGUCCCCGCGAAUGUGAAGCUAUUUGUGCCACUCAUUAAGAGCGUCCUCAUGCUCCAAGCAAAGCCACAGGAGGAGGCACACAGGGAAGCUGCUGCGAGAGGGACAAUUUUUACAGGUGUUAGCCCCAAUAUCCGCAAUAGGGCUGCUUUUGGAGAGUUCAUUACCGCUCAAGUGAAAACGAUGAGCUUCCUGGCAUAUCUCCUCCGUGUCUACGCGCAACAGCUUACCGAUUUCCUCCCGACACUACCAGAAAUUGUGGUUCGAUUACUGAAGGAUUGCCCGCGGGAGAAAUCAGGAGCACGAAAAGAACUUCUGGUGGCUAUUCGGCACAUCAUCAACUUCAACUUCCGGAAGAUCUUCUCGAAGAAGAUUGACGAGCUUCUCGAUGAGAGGACCUUGAUCGGUGAUGGUUUGACUGUCUACGAGACGAUGCGGCCUCUUGCAUACAGCAUGCUUGCUGAUCUGAUACAUCACGUUCGGGACUCUCUUGAGCCUGCACAGAUUCGAAAAACUGUUGAGGUCUACACCAAGAAUCUGCAGGACAGUUUCCCUGGUACCAGCUUCCAAACCAUGAGUGCAAAAUUACUCCUCAACAUGGCUGAGUGCAUCGCGAAGAUGCCCAACAAGGCAGAUGCUCGACACUAUCUCAUCCUGAUUCUUAAUGCCAUAGGCGAUAAGUUUGCAGCUAUGAACAGACAAUACCCUAAUGCUGUCAAGCUGUCGAAGUUGUAUGCGCAGCAAUCAGCCGAUACCUCCCCUGACAACUAUCUGGCGGACAAGGACCACCCACCUGAUUGGGAUGAGAUAGACAUCUUCACGGCUAUGCCUAUAAAAACAUCAAAUCCUCGAGAUCGUGGCGCUGAUCCUGUGGCGGACAACAAGUUCUUGUUUAAGAACCUGAUGAAUGGACUGAAGAACACAUUCUAUCAACUGAAGGCAUGCAAUGUCGCUUCUCCAAUCGAUCCGACCAAUGCCCCUGCACAUUGGCAGGAAGUUUCGUAUGGAUUCACCGCCGAAGAAGUGCAAGUCAUCAUCAAGCUCUUCCGUGAAGGUGCCUACGUCUUCCGGUACUACGAGAUUGAAAAGCCUGCAACGGAGUCCCAAUAUUCUUCUCCUGUUGAGUUUAUGGCGAAUCACUACAUGAUCUCCAGUAGCAAGGAGGAGAAGGAUCUGCUCGAAACCUUUGCUACGGUCUUCCACUGCAUAGAUCCAGCGACCUUCCAUGAAGUCUUCAACGAAGAGAUUCCAAGGCUCUACGACAUGAUUUUUGAGCAUACUGCCCUGCUCCACGUGCCUCAGUUCUUCCUUGCGAGUGAAGCAACCUCUCCCAGCUUUGCAGGCAUGCUUCUUCGGUUCCUUAUGGAUCGUAUUGAUCAGGUUGGAACGGCUGACGUUAAGAAGUCUUCCAUCCUACUUCGCUUGUUCAAGCUCGCCUUUAUGGCUGUCACUCUCUUCUCGAAUCAGAACGAGCAGGUCCUGUUGCCACAUGUGGUUGACAUCGUUACUAAAUCGAUUGAGCUAUCGACCACCGCGGAAGAGCCAAUGAACUACUUCUUACUCCUGAGAUCUCUUUUCCGAAGCAUUGGAGGUGGAAAGUUUGAACAUCUCUACAAGCAAAUCCUCCCACUCCUUGAGAUGCUUCUAGAAGUCCUCAACAAUCUCCUCUUGGCUGCUCGGAAGCCAUCCGAUCGAGAUCUCUAUGUCGAACUAUGUCUAACAGUUCCGGCACGAUUAAGCAAUCUUCUUCCGCAUCUCAGCUUUCUGAUGCGGCCACUCGUGAUUGCGUUGCGUGCUGGUUCUGAUUUGGUGGGACAGGGAUUGCGGACUCUGGAGCUCUGCGUCGACAAUCUAACAGCUGAUUACCUCGACCCAAUCAUGGCACCAGUCAUCGAUGAAUUGAUGACAGCACUCUUCGAUCAUCUCCGACCAGCUCCGUACAGCCAUUUCCACUCCCAUACCACUAUGCGGAUUCUUGGGAAGUUGGGUGGUCGUAACAGAAAGUUCAUGACAGGCGCACCAGGGCUGACCUUUCAGCAAUUUUCGGAUGAUGUGACCAGCUAUGAUCUUAAACUAAUCGGCACGAAGAAGGAUAGGGCAUUCCCUGCCGAGAUUGGGGUGGAUCUCGCUAUUGGGAAGCUAAUGGAGAUUCCCAAAGGAGCUGCCGCGAAGAAGUCAGAUGGCUACUAUAAGAAACAGGCCCUUCAUCUGAUAAAGGCCCAAUUGAAACUUCGCCUAGGCGUUGAUAGUCUCCCAGAUGAUUUCGCUCGACUUGUCCGCCUACAAGCUCAAGAUCUGCUGGCAAACAAGUCCGAUGCUGACUUUUCCAUUCUCGAGGCGACCGACAAAGAACGGUCUACGCUCAAGAAGGAGGGACAGGAUGCGAUGCUCAAAAAGCUUAUCAAAGCCUGCAUCUUCGCUGUCUCGUUGCCUGAUUUAUCUGCCGAAGCCAUGGCAUUGUUGACUAAUGUUUGCAGGCACAUUACGAUCCUUGAAGUAGGUAGGUCUCUGAUCGAAAUGAAAAAGAAGACCCAGGCAUUUGAUGUGAGGGCCGGAGAGGGGCCGUUGUCUAUCGAUAGCAGAGUACUUGGGGAUGCUAUUGCUGAGUCCCUAGCAUCUGAUAUGCCUGCCGUCCGUGAAGCUGCGGAGGCUGCAAUCCAGGAAAUCUAUGAAUCAACUGCCAUCAUUUUUGGAUCCAAUGCUGAGGUUGUUAAAUUAUCCUUCUUCACCUAUCUGAGCAGCACCUUCUGCCAUGGAUGCUAUGAGGAGGAGUGGUUUACCAAAGCUGGCGGUAGCCUAGGCAUCAAUCUCCUGCUCACCAAGAUCAAUCUAGGUGAUGCCUGGGUACAUGAUAGACAAAUUGACUUUGCGCGAGCUCUACUAUAUGUCAUCAAAGACAUGCCACCAGAUUUACCGGCAAAGACUCGCGUGGGAGCGCAAGAGACUCUUGAAGUCUUAUUGUACCGGUGUACGAAGAACGCCUCCAAAGCCGACCUGCAACCCCCACCACCCGCUCAACCAGGUCAACCACCACAGCGACCUUCGAAAAUGUUUCAGCUAUGCGGAAUUCUGAGCAACGAGCUCUCUCACAUGAAUCGGCAUGUCCGAGAGACUGCGAAACGAGCACUAGAGAUUGUUGCGAAAGAACUUGGGGUCGAGGUCUAUGAAUUAUUGGAGCCUACCAAGGAACGCUCUUUGACGCCAAUAUACAACAAACCACUAAGAGCCCUGCCAUUCUUGGUACAAAUCGGUUUCAUCGACGCUGUUACAUACUUCAUGAGCUUAAAGCACGAUUUUGUCGUUUUUGACGACCAUCUCAAUCGACUGCUCAUGGAAUCACUGGCUUUGGCUGACGCUCCCGAUGAAUCUCUCGCUGGCAAGCCAUUGGAGUAUAAAAACUCUGAAAACAUUGUCAACCUUCGAGUUGCUUGCAUCAAGAUGCUCACGACAGCAAUGGGAUUUGAAGACUUCCUUCCACCUGAAGAUACACAAAAUUCCGCCCAAAAGUUACCAGUGAAUGCUACCAGGACAAAGAUCGUGUCGGUAUUCUUCAAGUGCCUGUACUUGGAAUCAAAACAGACGAUUGAGGCGGCGAACGAUGCAUUGAGGGUCGUUCUGUCUCAGAAAACAAAGCUUCCGAAAGAUCUUCUUCAGAACGGGCUUCGACCGGUAUUGGCAAGCCUGCAAGACCCACGACGUCUGAGUGUUCACGGACUCGAUAGUCUUGCCAGGCUGUUGCAACUUUUGACAACAUACUUCAAAGUGGAGAUUGGUCAUCGACUGCUCGACCAUGUCAAAGUCCUUGCCGAACCCAACAUACUGCAGCGCAUCUCUUUUACCCUCAUUGAGCAGAAUGAGCAGAUGAAGAUAAUCGCCUCUGUGUUCAACAUCUUCCAUCUCCUGCCUCCUGCCGCAGAACAGUUUAAGGAGAGACUUAUUGAAACCGCGCUAGAUCUUGAGGAGAAGCUUCGCAGAACUCGUUCUAGCCCAUUUCGCGCUCCUCUGUACAAGUAUCUCAACCGUUAUCCCAAAGAGGUUUGGCUUCUACUUUUGGGAAAAAUUGAGGAGCAAAAGUAUGGUCGCUUUUUAGCACAGGUCCUCGAGCAUGAAGACAGCAAACCACUUCGGAAAGUUGUAGUAGAUAAUGUGGAGUCCCUGAUCAAGAGUUGCGGGGACUUGGGAGCCGAGAACAAAGAAACCCGCUAUGCCGCCGUGAUCAAUGCCAUUAACAUCAUCCAUGCUACGACCAAGUUUGAAGGAACAAGCGACUGGAUGGAGAAGAAAGAGAACCUUCAGUGGUUCAAGUUGGUGGGCAAAAAUCUCGAACUUCAUUUGCGCACAAACACCUUACCCCCGAAUCUCCGUCUCGCCGCUGAGCAAGCUGGGGAUCAGUUGAUGGUGAUUUUCACUAAAUUCUUAGAAUACCACCCUCGAGAUCUCGACUCACUGUUUAGCCUGAUUGACUCAGUCACCGCGGAAGACUUCAGGCCCAGUCACCCACUCUUCUCAUACCUCUAUAAUCGUAUCAUUUGCAACGACUCCAUCGAAUACUGGAAGACUGUCGUAAUGAGAUGCCUGGAGGUGUAUGCGAACAAGACUGCGUCACAGAAGACCAAAACCUUCUUGCUCCACAACCUUGUCAAUCCAAUCAUUGCCAUGGAUAUCAUGCGGGUUUCGAAGCAGCCAACUGCCUCAAAGGGCCCUCGACUGAUAGAUAAGGCAGUUAUUGAAUCCAUCCACACGAAGAUUUGGAAGGUCGGCCUGGGUGAUCCGAACGAUGACUUGACACAGCCAGGAAUUGACCACACACGAAUGGAGGUUCUGCAGUUGACUGCCAUGCUCGUAAAGUAUCAUCAUUCGGUCCUUCAAGAAGCCAGAAAGGACAUCAUCAAGUUUGGUUGGACGUAUAUUCGUGUUGAGGACGUGAUCAACAAACAUGCUGCAUAUGUAGUCAUUGGCUACUUCAUUGCUCACUACGAGACACCGGCCAAGAUUGUCCAGCAGGUCUACUUUUCUCUGCUCAAGACCAACCAAAAUGAGGGGCGCGCCCUGGUGAGUCAGGCAUUGGAGCUCAUAGCUCCUGUUCUUCCUAAGCGCUGCAAUGCGACGCCCGGAGACCGGAAUCCUAUCUGGGCAGCUGCUCCCCGUCGUAUCCUCUCCGAAGAGAGUCAGAAUGUCCAGCAAAUGACGAACAUCUUCAACUUCCUGGUGAAACAUGCCGAUCUAUUUUACGAAUCCCGGGACAAGUUCAUCCCUCUCAUCAUCAGUUCUCUGCGCAAGAUUGCUCAGCCUCCCAACUCAUCAAAUGAGAGCAAGAAAUUGGUUCUCCAUCUGAUGACGUUGAUUUGGCAAUGGGAACAAAGGCGUGUUGAAGGAAAGGAUAGCUCGCCAGUUCGUGCUUUCUCGGAGUCUCCCAAUACGAAAAAGCGUAAGCUGGAUAGUCUGAACGAUCAACAAACGUCCUCGCCAUCACCGUCUAAGCCUGGGUCAUCUGCUUCGAUUGAUAGGCCCGAAUACCAAAUCCCAGCCAUGGCAAGAGCUAAGAUGGUCAAAUAUCUGGUAGAGUUCAUCGCUUCACUCACUGAGCGCUAUCCACUUCCUUCGGCCAGAACACCAACAAUGGCAGCUUCGCAUGCCCCAAUGCAACCUCCUCCGUCUGUGGAAAUGUGUAAGAAGGCCAUGUCACUCUUUCACAACAUUCUACAACCUCAGUAUUGGGGUGACCUCGAUAUUGACCUAUUUCCAAAUGUUACCGAGACAAUUUUAGCAAGCGACAGAACUGUUGCAGCGCUUGCUAGCGAGCACUCCGACAAGGAAAAGCCCGAUGAGAAGUUUAUCACCAACAUGGUCAACACCCUCCAGAUUGUACGUAUCAUUGUCAACAUCAAGUCAGACGAGUGGAUCUUGAAGAAUAUGUCAACACUGCAGCGCGUUCUUGAAAAGUCUCUGAAGUCUGAUAAUCCAGAGAUUCAAGAUUGUUUACAUGCAGGAAGUGAAACUAUCGACGAUGGUCGCAAGUUGAAGCCACUUCUUAAGCGCAUUCUAGAUGCUGUUCCCGACGAUGUCCCGAUGGAGGAUGCGGAUGCCGAAGGCGAGGCAGAAGCUUCGACAUCUGAAAUUAUCACCUUCCUCUCCACAAUUGCCACGGAGACACUGUCGGCAAACAAUUACAUUUCUGGCAUCAACAUAUUGUGGACCUUAGCACAACGAAAGCCAUCUGAGAUGGACCAACACAUCAACCAGGUUAUGAAGGCAUUGCAGUCAAAACUGGCUCGAGAGCACGUGGCUCAUUUCAAUGCAGUCACGGGUCAAUCGGGACUGCCCGUCCUCGUUCGACCUGGCGAUGCUGAACAAGCCAAUAUCAUGAGCCCUUACGACCUGGAGAUCCAGACUUCUUUAAUGCUCAAGGCCAUUGAUAUAAUCUCAAUGCGAAUGGAUGUGCUCGGAGAUAAUCGACGUCCUUUCCUGAGUGUCCUCGCUACUUUGGUUGAGAAAUCUUUGAGCAAUCCGCUUUGUCUAAAGAUCUUGGACAUGGUGGAGACGUGGGUCUUCAGGUCCGAGGGAUCCUGGCCCACGCUCAAGGAGAAGACAGCAGUCCUACACAAAAUGUUGACAUUUGAAACUCGGGCAGAUCAGACCCUUUUGAUGAAGUUCUUGGAGCUCGUCAUUCGAAUAUACGAGGACCCCAAGAUCACCCGAACUGAGCUCACUGUCCGAAUGGAACAUGCAUUCUUGAUUGGCACAAGAGCACAGGACGUGGAUAUGCGCAACCGGUUCAUGACCAUUUUUGACAAGAGUCAGUCCAAGACUGCAAGUGUAAGACUCGCGUACGUGAUUUCUGCUCAGAAUUGGGAUACCCUGGCCGACUCCUACUGGCUGGCUCAAGCUUCCCAGUUGCUCCUUGGUUCUGUGGACCUGAACAGUUCUGUGCAACUGAAUGUCGAAGAUAUUCGGAUGAUUCCUGCCUCGGCUCUUUUCGAGACCUAUGCAAGAGAUAGCCGGACUCCAUCAUUGAUGGCAGACAACAAGUUCGAGAGCUUGAUGGCCUCCCACAGACGUUUCGUGUCCGAACUUGGUGACAUCAAAGCUCGCGACAUUAUCGAGCCUCUUAGCCAACUGCAACACCUAGACGCGAACGUCGCACAUAGUAUAUGGGUUGCCUUGUUCCCACUAUUUUGGGCGGCCACGCCCAAGGAUGAACGAAGUGAUCUAGAACGUGGAAUGGUCUCUCUCUUAACGAAGGAUUAUCAUUCACGUCAAAUUGACAAGAGACCCAACGUCGUUCAAUCUCUUCUCGAAGGUGCAGCUAAGUCUUGGCCAGAAUGCAAAAUUCCGCCCCACGUUCUCAAGUUUGAAGCGAAAACAUAUGAUGCCUGGUACACCGCACUUGUUCAACUUGAAAACGCUGCUAUCAAACCGGAGAUUGAUAGUGCAAUGGUUCGAGAGAGCAAUCUCGAUGCGUUGGUCGAGCUCUAUGCUGGUUUGCAGGAGGAUGAUCUUUUCUAUGGAACUUGGCGUCGACGUUGUCAAUUUGUGGAGACCAAUGCCGCCCUCUCAUAUGAACAAAACGGGAUGUGGGACAAAGCUCAGACCAUGUACGAAACGGCCCAGAUCAAAGCUCGCACCGGUGCUAUUCCAUUCUCACAAGGGGAGUACAUGCUUUGGGAGGAUCACUGGGUUUUAUGCGCACAGAAGCUUCAACAAUGGGAAAUACUCCAGGAUUUUGCAAAGCACGAGAACUUCCAGGAUCUUCUUCUGGAAUGCGCAUGGAAGCAGACGGAAAUGUGGCAGACCCCCGAUCACCGCGAUGCAUUGGACAAUCUCAUCAAGGGCGUGAUGGAUGCGCCAACACCCAGGCGUACAUUCUUCCAGGCGUUUAUGUCUUUGCUCAAGCUUCAUAACAAAACCGAGUCCCCUGCCGAGUUUAGCAAGGUCUGUGAUGAGGCGAUACAGCUUUCAAUCCGCAAGUGGCAUCAAUUGCCAAAACGCAUCACCAAUGCCCAUAUCCCGCUAUUGCAGAACUUCCAGCAGCUUGUCGAGCUUCAUGACGCCAGCGUUAUCUGUCAGAGUCUGGCACAAACAAAUCAAGGCAAUCUAGAUGUCAAAUCUGGUGAACUCAAAUUGUUACUUGGUACUUGGCGAGACCGACUUCCCAAUGUUUGGGACGAUAUCACGGCCUGGCAGGAUUUGGUAACUUGGAGACAACACAUCUUUGGUCUCAUCAAUACGACAUACUUACAACUCUUGCCUCCGCAGGGCCAGAACGCCAGCGGUGCCUCUUUUGCAUACCGGGGUUAUCAUGAGACUGCUUGGAUCAUCAAUCGAUUCGCCCACGUUGCUCGUAAGCAUCACUUGCCAGAGGUCUGCAUCAGCCAACUCAGCAGGAUAUAUACCUUGCCUAAUAUCGAAAUUCAAGAAGCUUUCUUGAAGCUCAGAGAGCAGGCGAAAUGCCAUUACCAAAAUCCCAAUGAACUCAGCAAUGGAUUGGACGUUAUCAACAAUACCAAUCUCAACUAUUUUGGCCCCAAUCAAAAGGCAGAAUUCUACACGCUCAAGGGUAUGUUCUUGGAGAAGCUAGGUCAGCGGGACGACGCAGCUGAAGCUUAUGGCAUGGCUUUAUUUUUCGAUAUCAAACUUCCCAAGGCUUGGGCAGAGUGGGGAUACUACAACGACCGCCUCUUCAAGGAGAAUCCCACAAACUAUGCCUAUGCAAAGAAUGCAUUAAGUUGCUACCUAGAAGCUGCUGGCCUUUUCAAAAAUGCGAAGUCCCGAAAAUUGCUUGCUCGAAUCCUUUGGCUUUUGAGUCUUGAUGAUGCCGAAGGUACUCUGGCUGCUCAGUUCGAUGAGUACAAGGGCGAGACCCCCGUGUGGUACUGGAUCACUUUCAUUCCUCAGCUCUUAACAGGUCUCGGCCACAAAGAAGCGUCCAAGGCGCACGGAAUCCUUGCCAAGAUUGCGAGGUCAUAUCCUCAAGCACUAUAUUUCCAACUGAGAACCAACCGGGAAGAUAUGCUGGCAAUCAAGAAAAGUCAAGAGCAGAAGGAGGAGAAAGAGCGUAGAAACAGGGCUCGCGCUCAAGCGCAAGCUCAGGCUCAAGGGUCAGCGCCCCAGCAAAAUGGCUCACCCAGUCUUCAGCGGCAAGAGACACCCAACACUGUACGACCUGAAAGUGCGGCAGGAUCGCGACCUGGAACUGCAAACCCUGAGAUGAAUUCCAAUUCCUCCACCGUGAAGUCGGAAGCCGAGACAAAUGGCGCAGCCGCUGGCCCAGCAAAUGGUCAAACAAAUGGCGCGGCAAAUGUUCCCAAUCCAAACGCUCCCAAUCAAAGUGGAGCAAUUCAGAAUGGAGCCAGUGGGCAACCGGCAGCACCUCCAGCAGUUCAAGCCGUACAGAAAAAACCACCGUGGGAGCACACCGAGGAGAUCCUAGCGGUUCUCAAGACAGCAUUCCCGCUAUUGGCUCUCUCAAUGGAAUCCAUGGUCGACCAAAUUGGGAAAUACUUCAAGUGUCCACCCGACGAAGAUGCGUAUCGCCUGAUCACGGCUUUGCUCAACGAUGCCCUUAACUACGUCGGUCGCAUGCCCGCUUCAUAUGCACAGGAUGUCAAGCUACCACCUGCAACCGAGGCCAACAUCACGAGAUUUGCGGAGACCAUCCUCCCUGCCCAUAUCCGCAAACAAUUUGACGCGGACUUCGUCUUCAAGAAACCAACGAUGUACGAAUAUAUCCACAAGCUUCGGAGAUGGCGAGACAAAUUUGAGGAAAAGCUUGACCGCCGACGGACCUUUGCUUACCUGGAGAACUACACCAGCCACCUCAGCGAAUUCCGGUUCCAGAAGUUUGAUGAGGUCGAGGUCCCAGGACAGUAUCUGCAACAUAAAGACAAGAAUCAAGACUUUGUUCGUAUCGAUAGAUUCCUGCCAAAUGUCGAUCUUGUCCGAGGUAUAGGAGUCUGUCACCGCAGAUUGAAAAUUCGAGGUCAUGACGGUAGUCUUCACCCCUUCGCCAUUCAACACCCAGCGGCUCGGAAUUGCAGACGUGAGGAGCGGAUUUUGCAGCUCUUCAGACAUUUCAACAGCAGCCUGAGCAAGCGUAAGGAGAGUCGACGCCGCAACCUUAACUUCCACCUGCCGUUGAUGAUCCCUCUUGCGCCGCAUAUCCGGAUGGUCCAAGAUGAUCCUACGUAUAUCACGCUUCAGGGCAUUUAUGAAGACCAUUGCAGAAAGAGUGGUAUGUCUAAGGACGAUCCGGUUCUGUUCACAAUGGAGAAAAUGAGGGCCUUAUUAGAGAGCAAGAAACACCCAGAGCAGGCUCUCACAGCACGGUUGGAGACUUUCACUGCCAUCCAGGAGAAAUGGGUUAGGCACGAUCUGGUCCUCGAUUACUUUACGAACGUCUAUCCAUCAUUUUCUGAGUUCUGGCUCUUCCGUAGACGGUUCUCGUACCAGUUCGCCGCACUUACCUUCAUGACAUACAUCCUCCACAUGCACAAUCGAUACCCUCACAAGAUGUCCAUCGCUCGUGCUACUGGCAAUGUCUGGGGUUCCGAACUGAUGUCAUGUAUGGCAGCAGGCAAAGCAUUCUUCCACAAUCCCGAACCGGUUCCAUUCCGUCUCACACCAAACCUUCAGACGCUCAUGGGGCCUCUUGCCACGGAAGGUAUCUACAGCUGCGCGAUCAUGGCCAUUGCUCGAUGUCUUACGGAACCAGAAUUCGAGCUAGAGCAGCAACUCAGCUUGUUUGUGCGUGAUGAGAUGAUCUUCUGGUUUACGAGCAGUCAUAGGAGCCCUCAGAUGGUGGAGGGGCAGCUGAGGGAGACGGUGCAGACCAAUAGUGAACUCAUCGUUAAGAGAACUUUGAGCCUUGCACAGCCGCCAACUGGCACCCUGCCCGCGAACCAGACUGUCAUUGACCUGAUCGCCAAGGCUGUCAACCCCAUGAAUCUGGCUGGGACUGAUGCUCUCUGGAUGCCUUAUCUGUAG